CGACGCGAGUUAAAAUAUAUAAAAAUAAUUACCGAUUGUGAUCCCGGGGUCAGUUUUGUACCCAAAUAAGUUGCGUUGUUCAGGAUUUGUCCAGUUUUUCCAGCAAAAAGCCGCGCAAACGCGCACUGUGUUCGCCACACCGUCGCCAUUUUGAAUAGCGAAUAGAGCGAAUUGCUACAAGAGCAAUAAGAACUAUAUUAUUCGUUUCGAAGGAAACAUUAUGGCGGACGCCUGCAGACAUUCGUGCUUUUCAAAAAUCGUUUUCUAAGUUUAAUCGCGUGUUUAUAUUGAACUUUUUCGCAUAUUAUGGUGCAUUGUGUAUCUAAAUAACUGUUUAUUGUGGUUUUUGGAGGUUCCUUGGGAUAAAUUGUCCAGAUGGCAAAUCACGAAGGCGUAUUAUGGCUCAAAGUCGUUCUAGCGCAAAAUUCAAAGAGUUAUUGAGACAGAAAUCGGCUACAGUUGUAAAUAAAGACGACAGUGGUUGCGACACUAGCCCUGAAGACAACUUAGACCACACCAGCACCCAAUACCCGGACAGUGACAGCCAAACAGAAGGGAACAAGCACAAGGCACAGAGCAAGCCUCGGAGCACUUCAUCGAUCACACUCAGGUCGACCAAUAGAAACAAGGACACUCAGUUUCUACCUGAUGUCGGAGGAACGGGAAUAUCUCCCACCACACAUUCCAACAUGAAAACUAAACAAGCUAAAGAGGAGCAAGACAAAACUCUUGAUGAGGAAACAGUGAUAGAACCCAAGACACGGGCCCGCAAGAAGGCUUCGGACAUUGCCAACGAUGACAAAACUAAACCCAGCCAAGAUGAGCCUAAAACUUCUAAAGAAACUAAGAAAGUUGUAAAUAAACCUAAAGCAAUAGUCAAAAAGAGGCCUAUGGGCAUCAGAAAGACAUUGAGAAGCAAGAAAACUAUUGCAACCAGGGAUAAAGUAAAAAAUGCUAUAAAGAAAACUGUCACCCGAGGCAGGAAAGCGGCUGUUAAGCUUGAACCUGAUAAUUCUCAAGAAAAGGAAACCGUCCCUCUGAUUCCAGCCUCUGAAAUCAAAAAAGAACCACUUGACGACACACCCAACUCUAGAUCUUCCAGUCCAAAAACGGCUGGCAGACGGCAAAGAUUAAGCUCUGAUUUAGUAAUGAUGAAAACCAUGCUAAGUGACAGUCAGGGUAGUUUGGUCUUGGGACCCCGUACAAGCCCAUACCCAAUGCGCUCGGAGAGAAGCAAUAGUCCUUCAAUGUUUGAAGCCAAGAAUCUGCGGAGUGGAAAGUCUAAGAAAGUCAAAAACAACUUAUUAAAUGAAGUUGUUAUGAAAGAACAGAAGAAAAGACGAAGACUGCUAUCAGAUUCAAAGACAUCAGAUUUUACCGAUGCUGGGGAUGAGUGUAAAAAGCUUAAGAGAGGACGCUCCUGCUCUCGUGAUGGCAGUGAGAUCUCAAAAUGCUCAGAUAACACAGAAUCUGACAUGAGUCUGAGCGAACCGCUUGAGGAGGGCGGAAAGGAGCUCAAUAAAAAACUAGAUAAAAGUAAGACUGACCUAGAUGUAGAUAUUGAAAAUAAUGUACAGAUCUCGAGUAUUGAAAAAGUGCCUUCUGUUAAUGAUGACAAACACAGUGAACCCAAAGCCCAUGCAGAGUCCAGCUGCGUUGUUAAUGAGAAAAAUAAAAAGAAGUUGAGCUUAAAAAGAAGUACUUCUUUAGACUCCGACAACAAUAAUAGUAAUAGGAUAAAGUUAGACAAUUUAAAUUCAUCAGAAAUAGAAAGCAAACUAUUGCUGAAGACUGAAAACGAUACGCUUUUGGACGCCCGUAGUAGUAUACUGAGUAGUAUGUCCAAGACAUUUAAUACAAAGGAGAUUACAAAGAAUAUAAAGAAGGCGCAUAGGGGGAGAAGGGCGGCGGCGCUUGCGAGACCAGAUCCUAACAAAGCCUGCAUGGUUGCCACCAUCUCCAAUUCUGUGGAAGAUAAACAAGAAACCAUUGAAUCACUCUCAAAGGAAAUUGAUGAUUUGAUCAACAAUCUAGAUGAAAAUAUUGACCAGGACACCGAGACCAGCACUACAGAAAACACAUCAGAGCCCACACAAACUAAACAUGUCUCUAAGUUUUAUGGUUCAGGAAAACCAUUGAGUAAUUCUGAUGACAAUAAUAUUACGCGAGCUCCUGAUACACCUGUUAAAAAUACUGAACUCUCCAUUUCUGUGACAAAUGAAAACACACCAUCUAAAAUAGAUGACAGUGAAACAAUUAGACUUCAUUAUGAAGAGGAUUCUGAAGAAAAGACUGCCGAACCUACAAAACAUGAAAUCACAUAUAAUUGCACUUCUGUUGCUAGUAUAGAUAAGUUGAUGGACAGGCUCAAAGAAUUCGAAGAGUUUGAUAAAAGAAGACAGAGACAAGAGUCUGAAUCGAAAGCUAAUGACACUAAACCCAUGAUGGUUACAAGUGAUGUUGUCCUGAUACCUAAAUCAGGAGCCGAUAUCAAACCUUUAAAAGACAUACAAUCUGUCAGAUCCCCGGAGAGACCUAUAGAAAAAGAAAAUGUAUUGAGUUGCUUUGAAAAUAAUUCUGCUAUUUCUAUACUUAAAAGAGAUCAAGUCAGGAAAUCUAUUGAUGUUGACCUCCCAAACUCUGUCACAUUGAUUAAGAGAAACAGUUUUAGUGCUAGAAAAGAGUCCAUAAGUUCCAAUCACUCUAGAGAGUCUGAUGCUAUUAGUAUAUUCGAGAAGUCUCUAGGCAAGGAUGUAACUUUGACUGAAAUUAGAAAAUCGGUAGAAAAAUCAGCCCCCGUGCAACAGGUGGAACUACACUUUGCCACGCUACACCCUAACAAUCCAGGACAAAACCUCGUCCCUGGCGUAGUAUUAGACUCU
Messenger RNA from Manduca sexta (tobacco hornworm), 2882 nucleotides. RefSeq lists its product as uncharacterized. The annotation marks the transcript as partial. NCBI's taxonomy places the organism in Eukaryota, Metazoa, Arthropoda, Insecta, Lepidoptera, Sphingidae. The transcript has 2 exons. The record is from RefSeq and is a predicted model, not a curated record.